AUGGAGGAACAUGAAGAUGUUCAAUAUUGUUUUCAAGACAGAAACUCUUCUUGCAGAAAGGCUUUGCUGUCGACAUCUAUCCACAUAACACUGUACAUCUUCUUCUCAGUGAUUUCAACAGUUACAGUAUUUUUGAACAUACUGGUGAUCAUCUCCAUCUCUCACUUCAAGCAGCUCCACACUCCAACCAACCUGCUCAUCCUCUCUCUGGCUGUGUCAGAUCUCCUGGUGGGACUGAUUGUGAUACCAGUAACGACUGUAGCAAUAACGGAAUCAUGCUGGAGUUUUGGGGAAUAUUUCUGUGUGUUUCAAUUCUACGUCUCUUGUUUGUGUACUUCUUUAUCUCUGGGCAAUUUGGUCUUGAUAUCUAUUGACCGCUAUGUUGCUGUGUGUGAUCCCUUAUCGUACCACUCUAAAAUAACAAUAGCAAGAAUGAUGUGUUGUAUAUCCAUUACCUGGUGUUGUUGUAUCAUGUACAAUGCUACUAUUAUAAAAAACUUUGUAAGUGUACAGGUUCUGGGUAGGUGUUUGAAAGAAUGUUUAAUUGUUGAAGGGUUAAAUUGGGUUACUAUAAUUGACCUUGUACUUAAAACGGUUGUCCCAUGCUCUAUUAUUAUAACACUUUAUAUGAAAAUCUUUGCGGUGGCCAGAUCACAGGCCAGAAAGGUAUUUUCAAAGGAGGCUGCCAGCGUGUCUGUUUGA
Messenger RNA from Oncorhynchus tshawytscha (Chinook salmon), 702 nucleotides. RefSeq names its product trace amine-associated receptor 6-like. Gene Ontology annotation, cellular component: membrane. Gene Ontology annotation, biological process: G protein-coupled receptor signaling pathway. The record is from RefSeq and is a predicted model, not a curated record. Bases 1 to 702 code for a protein of 233 amino acids. Lineage: Eukaryota; Metazoa; Chordata; Actinopteri; Salmoniformes; Salmonidae. The transcript is spliced from 2 exons. Gene Ontology annotation, molecular function: trace-amine receptor activity.